This is a messenger RNA of Anastrepha obliqua, 10609 nucleotides long. It is a transcript of the gene ft, whose product is annotated as cadherin-related tumor suppressor. Gene Ontology annotation, biological process: homophilic cell-cell adhesion. The coding region runs from base 1 to 10545 and encodes 3514 amino acids. Lineage: Eukaryota; Metazoa; Arthropoda; Insecta; Diptera; Tephritidae. Gene Ontology annotation, molecular function: calcium ion binding. The record is from RefSeq and is a predicted model, not a curated record. The transcript has 8 exons. Gene Ontology annotation, cellular component: plasma membrane; cell-cell junction.
AUGGCGUUAGUGUUGGCGUUGUUGCACUCUGCUACUACUUGCUGUGCUAUGCUAUGUUGCCUGCAACUAGUUAUUGUUGUAGCAACUAACAACUCUGUCUGCUGUAUAGCAGGCAGUGCAGCGCUGACUCCAGUUGUACCUACAAGCAAACGACCAACUCUACACUCAGCGCAGCAGCAACAGCAACAGCCAGUCACCGUCAAAGUGCUGGACAAAAACGAUAGUCCGCCGGUGUUUCGCGACACCCCGCUCGCCUUCAAUGUGAGCGAAGAUUUAGGCGCUGGCCAUCAAGUGGCCACGAUACGCGCCACCGAUCCCGACACUCUGGGCUCGCUCACUUUCAGCUUGAUUGGCGGUGGUGAUGAUAAGUUUCUGUUGGAACCUGAGACGGGUCGGCUGCGUUUGAAAGAUGCACUCGAUCGUGAGUUGAAGGAUAAAUAUGUGCUGCAGUUGCGUGUAGCUGAUGGAGUGCAAAGCACGGAUACGACAGCGGAAAUUUUGGUCACCGACACCAAUGAUAAUCCACCCAUUUUCGAUGAACCCGUUUACUCUUUUGACAUACCCGAGAAUGCUCCACGUGGCUAUCAGGUUGGCAUUAUUGCCGCCACCGAUCCGGAUUUGGGCGAUAAUGCACUCGUCUCGUACACUGUCAUUUCGGAUUGGGCCAAUGAUGUAUUUAGUUUGAAUCCGCAAACGGGCGUUUUCACACUGACAGCGCGUUUGGAUUAUGAAGAGGUACAACAUUACAUCCUUGAGGUGCAAGCGCAGGACAAUGGGCAUCCCAGUCUCUCGACCACAUUGACUGUCUAUUGCAAUGUGUUGGAUUUGAAUGAUAAUGCGCCCAUAUUCGAUCCGAUGAGUUAUUCGAAUGAGAUAUACGAGAAUGUAUCGAUUGGCACACCGAUUGUAACGGUCACAGCAACAGACAUUGACUCAGGCGAUAACGGGCGCAUCGAGUACGCGAUUACGUCGGGCGAUGAUAAUAACGACUUUGAAAUUGCUGCCAACGGUACGAUACGUACACGCCGUGAACUUGAUCGAGAAACUAAAAGUUCAUAUAAUUUAAUUGUAACCGCAAGAGAUUGUGCCAAAGAAUUUCCAACAACAACAACACAAAUAACAUACAACGAAGCGACCGAUCAGCCACAGCAUCUCCAACAUCAGCAGCAUCACCAACAGCAGCAGCAGCAGCAGCAGCAACAACGACGUCAACGUCAACACCGACAGCAACAAUAUGUGGAGCAACAACCGCAACAACGUCUAUCAUCAACAGUGCAGGUCACAAUCACCUUGAAGGACGUCAACGAUGAAGCGCCUAGCUUCACUUCACCGAAUGAGACCUCCGUGCUUGAAAAUAUUGCACCCAACACUGUUGUUAUGGUCGUCAAGGCUACGGAUCGCGAUGAGGGUCGAAACGGCUACAUCGAAUACUUACUCGAGGGCAGAGACAAUACCACCAACUCCGACUACGAUGACGAGGAGAACCUUCCCUUCACACUGGGCUCUGUGGACGGGCUGCUGCGCGUCGCCGACCGCUUAGAUCGCGAAUUGCGUGCGAGCUACUUGCUCAAUGUGACCGCACGCGACCGCGGCGAACCAUCACAAUCCACACAAACCCAAAUCACCGUGCGCAUAUUGGACGAGAAUGACAACAGCCCUGUCUUCGAUCCCAAACAGUACUCAGCAUCGGUACCGGAAAAUGCCAGCAUUGGCGCAAUGGUAUUGCAAGUGGCCGCGACCGAUAUUGAUGAGGGCGCCAACGGACGUGUGCGCUUCUCAAUUGCCGCUGGCGAUGAUAAUCGCGACUUUAGCAUAAGCGAAGAUUUGGGUAUGGUGCGCGUAGCGAAAAAUUUGAAUUACGAGCGCAAACCUCGUUAUGUGCUAACAGUGCGCGCCGAAGAUUGUGCCGCCGAUGUGGUGGCCGCAGCAACACAACUGCAGGUGGGCAAAGCGGGCACUACGAAUGGAGCGGGCGGUGGUGGCGUUGGCGGCGGCAGCAGUGGUGUUGUUGGAGUUGGCGGUGCGGGCGCUGGUGCGGCCAAGCAUGCUGUGGAGCAGCGUGAGACGCGCUACGACACCGCCGAAUUGACGAUCAUCAUCAUGGACAUCAAUGACAAUCCACCCACAUUCCUGCACUCCCCCUACCUGGCCUACGUAAUGGAGAAUAUAAUACCGCCUAACGGCGGGUAUGUGCUGACAGUGGAGGCCUACGAUGCCGAUACGCCGCCAUUUAAUUCGCAAGUGCGCUACUUUCUAAAGGAGGGCGAUACAGAUCUAUUUCGCAUAAAUGCAUCGACAGGGGAAAUAUCAUUGCUGCGGGCGUUGGAUCGUGAGGCGAGGGCCGAGUACACGCUGACGCUGGUUGCUAUGGAUACAGGUUCGCCACCACUCACCGGCACCGGCAUCGUGCGCGUCAUUGUGCAAGACAUGAAUGAUCAUAGUCCAGAAUUUGCGCGUCCCUUCUAUCUCGCUAGCGUGCAAGAGAAUCUGCCUGCUGGCACCAAGGUACUACAGCCCGUGGCCACGGACAAGGACAGCGGCGAUAAUGCGAAACUGCGCUUCACGCUGCUUGGCGAGAAAAUCGACAAAUUCCAUAUCGACUCGGAGACGGGCGAAAUCACAACCGCUGUCAUGCUCGAUCGUGAGGAGACCGCCGUAUACUAUUUGACGCUGAUGGCGCAAGACAGCUCAGCGACAGAGCCACGCGCUAGCGCAGUCAAUCUGACCAUCACUGUGCUCGAUGUCAAUGACAAUACGCCCAACUUUAAUGCGGCCAGUUUUAAUGUGAAUGCGCCCGAUGGCAUACGUGCGGGUGAGUUUGUGUUUGGCGCAAGAGCGACAGACUUGGAUGACGGCAUCAAUGCGCUUAUCAGCUACAACAUCAGUGGCAAGGAUAUCGAUAAGUUCACCAUCGACUCGAAGAGUGGUGUGAUUAAGGCAAAAACGCCACUGGGCGCACGCGAGAAUACCAGUUUCGACACAAUUUACAGCAUCGUAUUGCAUGCUAUGGACCAGGGCACUGAGCCGAGAUCAUCCACAGCCGAUCUGACUGUACUGCUACGGCCGGCCACACUCUUUCCGAGUUUCUCGUACAUGGCUACUACGCAAUUUAUGCUGUCGGAGGACGUGCUGGAGGGCAAAGUUAUUACGACAAUUGUGGCGACAUCGCCGAAGAAGGGCAACGCCGGCAAUAUCAAGUAUGAAAUUGCUGGUGGCAAUAUUGGCGCAGCUGUGCAUAUUGAUGCCAGCACUGGUGUGUUAUCGGUCGGCAAGGAUGGCUUGGACUUUGAAACCGCGCAUACGUAUGAGAUAUGGAUCGAAGCAGCGGACUCGGAUCAACCGCGCUUGCGUAGCGUUAUAUUGUUGACCAUCAAUGUGACCGAUGCCAACGACAAUGCGCCAGUCAUAGACAAGAUGACUUACUUUGCUGAAAUCCUAGAGGAAGAACCACCACCGCAAUUCAUUGUGAAGGUGCAUGGCACCGAUCGCGAUUCGGGCGAUAAUGGCGAAUUAUCUUAUCGGCUGACCGAUGACUUUGAGGGCACAUUUGAGAUUGACUCCGACUCUGGUGAAAUAUACACCACAAUGCGUUUAGAUCGCGAAGAAAUCAGUGCUUAUGAGUUGCUCGUUGAAGCAGUCGAUCAAGGCAUGCCACAACUCACCGGCUCUGCAAGUGUACAGAUCACUUUGUUGGAUAAAAAUGAUAAUCCACCGAAGUUUACGCGCCUCUUUUCGGUAAACGUGACGGAAAAUGCAAACAUCGGCAGUUUUGUGAUACAAGUCACCUCUUCGGACUUGGAUGUGGGCGCAAAUGCGAAUGCAACAUACAGUUUCACCGAAAAUCCAGGUGAAAAGUUCAAGAUCGACGCGAUCAGUGGCAAUGUUACCGUCGCCGGCUAUCUGGAUCGCGAGCAACAAGACGAGUAUUUGCUGAAAAUUGUCGCCUCUGAUGGCGCUUGGCGGUCGGAAACGCCGAUUACUAUCACUGUGCAGGAUCAGAAUGAUAACGCGCCGGAGUUCGAGCACAGCUACUACAGCUUCAAUUUCCCCGAACUGCAACGUGCAGUCGCGUUUGUAGGACAAGUAAUCGCCACCGAUCGUGACAAGCAAGGACCGAAUUCUGUUAUUUCAUACUCAUUGCAGCAUCCCUCCGAUUUGUUCACCAUCGACCCGGCCACGGGUGAGAUUUUCAGCAAACGCAAGAUGAAGUACAAGCACUCACAGCUCGAAACCUCACCGGAAAAUAUGUACUCGAUGAUUGUGCUUGCAACAGAUAAUGGCAAGCCGCCCUUGAACUCAGAAUGCUUGGUGAAUAUCAAUAUAGUAGAUGCUAAUAACAACCCACCGAAAUUCGAAAAAGCUGCCUAUCUCGCGCCCGUGCCAGAGAAGGCAAUGAGCGGUCAGCGCGUGCUCAAGGUGCACGCGGUGGACGCGCUCGACUAUGGCGUGAAUGCGGAAAUCGACUAUUUGCUGCUGCAAGGCAAUGGCACAGAUUACUUUACGAUCAGCAAGCACGACGGUUGGAUUUCCGUAUCGAAACCACUCAAUGUGCAGGCGAAUACAAUAUUUUUGGUGACGGCGCGCGCUACUGAUCGCGGCGUGCCGCCACUAGCGGACGAAACGCGUGUUACCAUCGUUGUGACGGGUGAAAAUAGGCACACACCGGAGUUCACCGCGCUGAGCUACCAAGUCAUAGUGCCCGAAAAUGAGCCGAUUGGCUCAACUAUACUAACUGUUACGGCUUCAGACAAAGACGAGGGUCCAAAUGGCAUGCUGACCUAUUAUUUUUCGGGUGGCAAUGAGCGCAAGGAGUUCAGUGUGCACAAAGAAACUGGCGCUGUGACUAUUCUACAGCCACUGGACUACGAUUUGAUACAGGAGUACUACUUGAAUAUAACCGUCGAGGAUUUGGGUUACAAACCAAAGAAGGCCAUUGCUAUGUUGACCGUCAUAUUGACCGACAUCAACGACAACCCACCAUUGUUUAAUCAGUCUGAGUACCAUGCGUUGAUACCUGAAAACCGUCCGCCAAAUACACUUGUCUUCAAAGCACACGCGACCGACAAAGACUCGCCGAAGAACGCCAUUAUACGCUACUCGAUCACCAGCGGUACGGGCAAAAAUCUCUUCAAGAUCAAUUCAAGCACAGGCGAAAUCAACUCUGCGGUAGAAUUCGAUUAUGAGGAGCGGCGUGAAUACAAUUUGCAAAUAAUGGCAGCCAAUCCAGAUUCGCAAAUGCAAAGCACUGCUAUGGUCAUCGUGCACAUAACAGGCGUCAACGAGUACUACCCACAAUUUGUGCAACCCGUCUUCCACUUUGAUGUAUCCGAGUCAGCUGAGGUUGGCACCUCUGUGGGCUCCAUACAAGCCACCGAUAAAGAUGCUGGCGAUGAUGGCAAAGUCUAUUACCUGCUGGUGGGCUCGAGCAACGAUAAAGGAUUCUCCAUCAACGCCAAGACCGGCAUCAUGUACGUGUCGCGUCAUCUUGAUCGAGAGUCACAGAACCGCGCUGUGCUUACGGUAAUGGCAAAAAAUGAUGGUGGCAUACGUGGCAAUGACACUGAUGAGGCACAAGUGAUCAUCUCCAUACAGGAUGGCAAUGACCCGCCUGAGUUCCUGAAAUCACUCUACACUACGCACAUCUCAGAGGCAGCGCCUGUGGGCACGAAGAUUAUUAGCGUCAAGGCAGUCGACAAGGAUGUACGCCUACAAAACAAUCAGUUCAGCUACUCGAUCAUUAAUGGCAAUUUAAAUCAAACAUUCAAAGUUGAUCCACUAAGUGGCGAUAUUGAGACAGCACGCGCUUUGGACCGUGAAACUGUGCCGAUAUUCAAUUUAGUUGUGGGCGCCAUCGAUACAGGCGUACCACCGCAGACGGGCACCACAACGGUGAAGAUCGAACUGGAGGACGUGAACGACAAUGGGCCAACAUUCGAGUCCAGUGGCUUGAUUGGUUACAUAUCUGAAAAUGAGCCGGCGGGCACCUCUAUCAUGACACUCGUCGCAAGAGAUCCUGAUCUGCCACCAAAUGGCGGUCCCUUCACUUACUACCUCGUGGGCGGCAAACACAAAGCAUACCUUUCGAUUGACAAACACUCAGGUCUGGUCAAGUCGACAAGAAGUUACGAUCGCGAAGCAACACCGUCGUUGGAGGCGGCGAUCGAGGUGGAGGACAACGGUGAGCCAAAGCAGCGCGCACAACAUGUGCUCACCAUCAAAGUGCUUGAUCAGAACGAUAGUCCGUCCUCGCCACGCAUGGUGCAUGUGCUGCUCAACACCUACAACGAUGAAAUACCCAUCGGCAAGAUUGCGGAUGUGCAUCCCAACGAUCCAGACAUCACUGGCGAUUAUAAAUGCAAGAUUGUGGCAAAUGCGCAGUCUAGUCCGUUGGGUAUACUCAUAAUACCAAAUGCUUGUGACUUGCACACCACCUACCAGACCACCGUCAACGGCUACUCAUACACCGUUUCGGGUAACGACGGCAAGCAUAACGAUGUUGCAUCCACUGUCACCGUAGGCUUCCAAAACUUUGACAGCGAUGCAGUGGCGCAGUCCAUCACAGUACGCGUGCCCGAAAUGACGGCCGAGCACUUCCUAGCGACGCACUACCGCAACUUCGUGGAACUACUCAAGACGACAAUUGAGCCCAGCGACGAACUCAAGGUAUACAGCAUACGAAAUACAGGCGAACACGCCGCUGAUGUGGAACUCAUAUUGGCGGUACGCAACGCAAAUCUGUCCUAUCGCACGCCACGCUACAUCGUCGAACGUUUGAAUAAGAAACGCGAAUCAAUUGAACGUCUCUUGCAAGCGCCUGAGGGCGUGUUAAUCGGUUACAGUCCUUGCAGUUCAGCAGCGACGGGUGCUUGCGAAAACGGUGGCAUGUGCACUGCCGAAAUACGCGUGCACGAAGAGACGCACACGCUGAACAUCGUCGACAGUCAGUCGUUGAUCUUUAGUGGGCCACAUGUUUCACACGACUACAGCUGUAGGUGUCCAGAUGGUUUCACCGGUCAGCAGUGUGAUAAGCAACAAGAUCCUUGCACGCCGAAUCCGUGCGAGGCGAAUGCGCAAUGCCGCCGCAUAGGCUACGACUUCCAGUGUAUUUGCCCGCCUAAUCGAGAGGGCAAGAAUUGUCAGCAGGAACGCGGUGAUGUGUGCUCAAGCAAUCCGUGUCGCGGUGGUGGUUCCUGCAGACAUAGUCCAGAUGGCGCCUCAUUCUUUUGCCUUUGCAGGCCAGGUUAUCGCGGAAAUCAAUGCGAGCAUGUGUCCGAUUCAUGCCGGCCCAACCCCUGUCUGCAUGGUGGACAGUGUGUCAGCUUGAAACCGGGUUACAAGUGCAAUUGUGCGGAUGGGCGUUAUGGGCGGCAUUGCGAGCGCGCAACAUUCGGUUUUCAGGAGCUCUCUUACAUGACCUUUCCAGCAUUGGAUGCAGCGACUAAUGACAUUACCAUCAUUUUUGCCACAACCAAACCGGAUGCGUUACUGCUCUACAACUAUGGCAUACAAACGGGUGGACGCUCUGACUUUGUGGCGAUUGAGGUGGUGAAAGGAAAGGCGUUCUUCUCUUUUGGUGGCGCGCGCACAGCUAUAACAACUGUGGUGGUGGACGCCAAUAGCAAAGAGAGUUUGGCCGAUGGCAAAUGGCACAAAGUUACCGCCACGCGCAACGGGCGCGUCAUGUCGUUGAGUGUGGCCAAGUGCUCGGAGAAUGGUGAUGUUUGCGAGGACUGUCGACCCGGCAAUGCAAACUGCUAUGCGCAGGACGUUGGACCUAUUGGCACUUUGAAUUUCAAUAAGCAACCGCUGCUGAUUGGCGGUCUUGCCUCCGCAGAUCCAGUGUUGGAGCGCCCAGGUCAAAUACACACGGAUGAUCUCGUUGGCUGCAUGCACAGCGUAUCAGUGAAUGGACGCGCGCUGAAUAUGAGCAAUCCCUUGAAGCAGCGUGAUGUGCUGCCCACUUGCAACCGCAAAACCGAUGGCGGUCCGUGUCAGCAGAGUUUGCCCAACGAUCCGGCGCUAUCGCUUUGCGGCAACUUUGGCACAUGCAUGGAUCGCUGGCACACAGCCAUGUGUCAGUGUGGCGCCAAUCUACUCUCACCCGAUUGUUACAGCUCAUUGGAACCGAUCACGGUUAUGAGUGGUGCCUUCGUGGAGUUCAAAAUUUCGGAAAAACAUCGUCGCAUGCAACUACUGGAUAAUUUGUAUGCUACCAGUAACAUUUGGUCGUAUGAUAUUGCGCGCCGCAGACGCUUCACCGUUAGUAGCGACAACAUUACGGCGCUUGCGCAAACUGUGGAUCUACCGAAAACCGUUAGUCUGCUCUUUCGCACCUACAAAGAAGAUGGUUUGCUUCUUUUUGCGGCCACCAAUAAACAGUACACCGCAGUCGAACUAAAAGCUGGUAAAUUAGUCUAUUACUCCAAGCAGAACGCCGUGGUGAAUAUGACCAUCCAGCAGCCGAGUAUGCUGAACGACGGCAAGUGGCACAAUCUCACGCUCUUCACAUCGAAUCGGGUGCUCCGUCUACUGAUAGAUAACAACAAAGUAGGCGAUGAGCUUGAUUCGGCCGGCGUUCACGACUUUCUCGAUCCAUAUCUGACCGUACUCUCUAUAGCAGGCGUACGACGCGAAUAUUAUCCGCAGGAAAAUGUGCCUACCAGCUAUGAGGGCUGCAUUGCCAACUUCACAAUCAACAACGAAGUGCAGCCCUUCAAUGGUUCGGGCACCGUUUUCAACGAGGUGGUUGCGCGCGGCAAAGUGGCUUAUGGAUGUGUUGGUGACUUGGGUAUUGGCGCGGCACAAGCCUCCGAUCCAGUUAGUAUAGGCAUCACGCUGGUGAUCGUCUUCUUCGUCAUACUCGUUGUGGCCAUUUUGGGUUCCUAUGUUAUUUACCGUUUUCGUGGCAAACAGGAAAAGAUUGGCAGUCUGAGUUGCGGUGUGCCCGGCUUUAAAUUAAAACACAGCGCUGGCUCGGCAGCGUCGCAGAAUCAAGCGGAUCAUGUGCUGUCGCGUGGCAGGGGCGUACAUGCCGGCGAUGGUGCAGUCAGCUAUCAUGUGGACAGUGGUGAUUUGAUACGCGGUGUAGGCGGUCAUCACAUGGUCGGCCCCGAGUUGAUUUCGAAGAAGUUCAAGGAACGUGAAAUCAACUCAAAUGAUCACCAACAACAACGGCCCCAGCGCCCCGAUAUAAUCGAGCGUGAGGUGGUCAACAAGAGUCCGCCACUACGCGACGAGCAUCAUCCACCCAUACCACCGCCCAGCCAAGCGCACCAUCCACAUGACCAUGCAAGCUCUGUUGACUUAGGCUCCGAGUAUCCCGAACACUACGAUCUAGAGAACGCCAGCUCCAUCGCACCGUCCGACAUUGACAUCGUCUACCAUUACAAAGGCUACCGCGAGGCGGGUGGCGUGCGUAAGUACAAAGCCACGCCGGCACCGGUCGCCUCCUACACGCAUCACAAGCACCAAGCCACUGCCGCACAACAGCAACAUCGACAUUCGCCACGUCACGGUGUCGGUGUCGGUGGACCAUUUGUGCCGCGUGUGCCGCCUCAAGCUAGUCAACCACCGCCACCUUCGAGUACACCACGUCCACAUCAAAGCACGCCACUUGCGCGUCUCUCACCCAGCUCUGAAUUGAGUUCACAGCAACCGCGCAUACUCACGUUGCACGACAUCUCAGGUAAGCCACUGCAAAGCGCGCUACUCGCCACCACCUCCAGUUCGGGAGGCGUCGGCAAGGAUGCGCUGCACAGCAACAGUGAACGUAGCUUAAAUAGUCCAGUCAUGUCGCAGCUAUCCGGUCAAAGUUCGAGCGCAAGUCGACAGAAACCUGGCGUUUCGGCGCAGUCGCCACCACAAGCACCCAUCGGCCUGACGGCUGAAGAGAUCGAAAGACUAAAUGUGCGACCGCGUACUUCCAGUCUAGUAUCAACACUAGACGCUGUCUCUUCCAGCAGCGAAGCGCCACGCGUGCCAGGUGGCGCACACCAUUUAGCGCUCGGCGGUGGUCUACACAACGCCGAUGUAGAUGCACACAGCUCCACAUCGACCGAUGAGAGCGGCAACGAUAGUUUCACCUGCUCGGAAAUCGAAUAUGAUAACAACAGUUUGAAUGGCGAUGCAAAGUAUCCGACAAGCAAGUCGGUGCCCGACGAUAGACCAGAUCGCAGCGGUGUGGGACGUGCCAUGAGUGGUGAUGGCGUAGGUCCGAGCAUGGGUAAAGUGCCACCAAUGCCACCACAUUCAUACGAUGGCUUCGAUUCGUCCUUUCGUGGCUCACUCAGCACUCUAGUCGCCAGCGAUGAUGACCUCUCAACGCGCAUGGGCGGUAUUUAUAGGCAACUAAACGGGCCGGGUUCACCAUCACAACCGAGUCUGGGCUGGAAUUACUUGCUUAACUGGGGACCGAAUUUCGAGAGUCUAAUGGGUGUCAUCAAAGACAUCACGGAACUGCCAGAUGCGGUGGGCGAACAGCAGCAGUUACAGGCGGCGCUAUGUAUGCCGGGAAAUACGCAAAAGAACUCGGAGGAGUAUGUGUAGCUGUGUGAAGCAGAAGGGGACGUCUCUUGAGAGAGAGAGAGAGAGAGAGAACGUGAGAAAAGAG